Solea senegalensis (Senegalese sole) is the source of this 861-nucleotide messenger RNA. Its product is annotated as phospholipase A2-like. The coding region runs from base 79 to 627 and encodes 182 amino acids. The record is from RefSeq and is a predicted model, not a curated record. NCBI's taxonomy places the organism in Eukaryota, Metazoa, Chordata, Actinopteri, Pleuronectiformes, Soleidae. Gene Ontology annotation, molecular function: calcium ion binding; phospholipid binding. The transcript has 6 exons. Gene Ontology annotation, biological process: arachidonate secretion; phospholipid metabolic process; lipid catabolic process.
GGAUUUGUUGGCACACAGAGCGGGGAAUACGCCAAAGACCGCGUGACCUCAGUGAGGUGCGAUCGUGACCUCAGUCAGAUGGAAAGACUCGUGGUCAUUGGUCAGAAGGAGCCUCUUGUCAAGGUCGCCCGUCAAAAUAAAAGCUUUCCCACUUCACUGCUCCACAUCAUCCACUGCAAGAUGAAUCUCACUCACUGCCUGGCCGUCGUGCUCCUCAGCCUCCCGGCGCUGCUGGCUUUGGACAAAGCUGUGUGGCAGUUCAGGUCCAUGAUCCUCUGCACGGUACCUGACAGCUGGCCGGUGCUGGACUAUGCCGACUACGGCUGCUACUGUGGGCUGGGAGGCUCCGGCGAACCUGUGGAUGAGCUGGACAGAUGCUGUUACAUCCACGACCAGUGCUACAGUGAAGCCAUGCAGCACGAUUCCUGCUGGCCCAUCCUGGACAACCCGUACACUGAGCUGUACAGCUACAGCUGUGACGAGGCCUCCAAGACGGUCACCUGUCUGAGCGACAACAACAAGUGCGAGAAGUUCAUCUGCGAGUGCGACAGACAAGCGGCGAUUUGCUUCGCCAACGCGGGCUACGACGAGUCCAACGCCCACCUCCCCAGUCACAACUGCAAGUAGCUGCUGAGCUGAUGAUGUACUGGUACGACAGGCUACAGUCCGCGUCAUUCCACAGCUUGCGUCGGCGGUACUCGGACGGGUGGAGUUGCCCGCAGUCCUCUCCGUUCUCUCUGUAGUCCCAGUUGUCCGGCUGGCCUUUGUCCCAGAAACUGCACAGAAAGGAGGAGGAUGAUAAUAAUUGUAUUAUAAUCACUCAUCAUCACGAUUAAAUCUUGAUUUUUGACACCGCUUUAA